Messenger RNA from Drosophila ananassae, 933 nucleotides. RefSeq names its product clumping factor A. The transcript is spliced from 2 exons. Lineage: Eukaryota; Metazoa; Arthropoda; Insecta; Diptera; Drosophilidae. Bases 169 to 852 code for a protein of 227 amino acids. The record is from RefSeq and is a predicted model, not a curated record.
AAUUCAGGUUCCCGUAACGAUAGAGGCACAGGCACAGGCACAGUUAGUGUUGAGUGACAGGCGGAGUGAGGGAAAAAUAAAACUAAAUAAUAUUAAAAAAAAAAGAAAAAAGAAAGUAUAGAACAUACAGGUGAGUCGAUCGAUGAGAAUCAGGAGCUACAGACAAAGAUGGCCGGCGAUGCACCCAAUUCGAAGCGAGACGGCGGCGCCAGGUCCUCGCAGCUCCAAGUGCAACUGGGUGACGAUCUGGGCAUGGAGGUAGAGGUGGGCGUGGAUGCCGCAUUGGCGGAAGGCAAUCUAAUAUCCGGCGGAGGCGUCGUCGGCGGCGGCACCAGCAGCGACGAACCGAGCAGUUCCAGUGACACGGAUAGCGACUGCAACGAAGCUGAGAGCAACUCCGACACGGAUGUCAACGCCAUGCUGGACACUGGCCACGAGAACUGCUGCGAGUUCGGGCCACACAGCCUCAAGUACAGUCCCCUGGACGGGGACUCUGACAUCGAGCUGGACGACGUGGAGAUAUUCUGCGAGGAGACCAUCGCCCUGCUGGCCCACGAAAUCCUCUGCUGCGAAGGCGAAAGUGACUCCGAAUCGGAGUCCGAGUCGGAGGCGGAGGCGGAGAAGGCCCAGGACCAGGGCCAGCUCGACGGCAGCCUGGAGUACGGACUGCAGAACCCCUACCAGUUGAUGUUCAGCGAGGAGGACGAGGAUGGCGCCGCCAAAGGCAACGAGGACGAGGGCCAGAGCCCCCUCGACACUUCGAUGACCAGCCAGACAUUUCUCUUGACGGAUCAGGACGAUCCGGAUAGCGAGGAGAAGCCGCAGGCCAAAAAGGAGGCCCACUUCGAUUAGGAGAGCUCUGAUGGAUGGAAUUGUAACCUGUUUUAGUAUCUUUACGUCCAAGGCUGAGUAAAUGCAAUUCUCCAACAGUGA